This is a messenger RNA of Panthera uncia (snow leopard), 2290 nucleotides long. It is a transcript of the gene GPR18, whose product is annotated as G protein-coupled receptor 18. Gene Ontology annotation, biological process: phospholipase C-activating G protein-coupled receptor signaling pathway; positive regulation of Rho protein signal transduction. Gene Ontology annotation, molecular function: G protein-coupled receptor activity. Lineage: Eukaryota; Metazoa; Chordata; Mammalia; Carnivora; Felidae. The record is from RefSeq and is a predicted model, not a curated record. Gene Ontology annotation, cellular component: membrane. The transcript is spliced from 2 exons. Bases 285 to 1280 code for a protein of 331 amino acids.
CCUUAUUUCAGACACUACUUCCUGAAAGAGACAAAGCAGCAACUACAGCCGAACAAGUACCAACUCCUUUACCAGGCAUGAUAUUUGAAACAACUUUGUGAAGCAACAGAAGGGCCUAAGACAAAAGAAAUACUGCAUUUCUUAGACACACCAUUUCCAGAAAGAGCGAUUUUAACACAAGAUUUCUCUUUUACAUUACUGGAUAUAAUGAAAAAUGUUCCUCUCCAACACAGCCUUUUGAUGGGCAGAAGUUUCUAGGUGCCAUUCCCCCAACAAGCUAUAAGAUGACCACUCCUCAUGAUCAAGCUCAACCUGGCCCUUAUAACACCUCACACCCAGAAGAAUACAAGAUUGCAGCCCUUGUCUUCUACAGCUGUAUCUUCAUAAUCGGAUUAUUUGUUAAUGCCACUGCCUUAUGGGUUUUUAGUUGUACCACCAAGAAGAGAACCACUGUAACCAUCUAUAUGAUGAAUGUGGCAUUACUGGACUUAAUAUUUAUAAUGAGCUUACCCUUUCGGAUGUUUUAUUACGCAAGAGGCGAGUGGCCAUUUGGAGAGUACUUCUGCCAGAUUCUUGGGGCUCUGACGGUGUUUUAUCCAAGUAUUGCUCUAUGGCUUUUUGCUUUUAUUAGUGCUGACAGAUACAUGGCCAUUGUACAGCCAAAAUAUGCCAAAGAACUUAAAAACACAGGCAAAGCCGUGUUAACAUGUGUGGGAAUCUGGAUAAUGACCCUGACGACCACCAUCCCGCUCCUACUGCUCUAUGAAGACCCAGAUAAAGCCUCCACCCCCGCCACCUGCCUGAAGAUUUCUGACAUCAUCCACUUAAAAGCUAUUAACAUGUUGAACUUCACUCGGCUCAUAUUUUUUUUCUUGAUUCCUCUGUUCAUCAUGAUUGGGUGCUAUUUGAUCAUUAUUCACAGUCUCCUUCAUGGAAAGACAUCUAAGCUGAAACCAAAAGUCAAGGAGAAGUCUAUAAGGAUCAUCAUCACACUCGUGGUGCAGGUGCUCGUGUGCUUUAUGCCUUUCCACAUCUGUUUUGCUUUCCUGAUGCUGGAAGGGGAGGAGAACAGUUACAAUCCCUGGGGGGCCUUUACCACCUUCCUCAUGAACCUCAGCACCUGUCUGGAUGUGAUUCUCUACUACAUUGUUUCAAAACAAUUUCAGGCUCGAGUUAUUAGUGUCAUGCUCUACCGCAAUUACCUUCGGAGUGUGCGCAGAAAAAGCUUCCGAUCAGGUAGUUUACGGUCACUAAGCAAUGUCAACAGUGAAAUGUUAUGAAUGAAAAGAAGGUUUUGGUCUUUAAUUUCUUUAUAUUCACUUUACUAACUACUCUAAGGCCAGUGGAUAUUCUGUAUGAUACUACCAAGUCCCUUCCCUCCUGAAAAAAAAACCACACGUAACACUUUUGCGAGAACUUACUACUGUGGCAACAUAAUUAAAUAUUCUGAAGUAUUCUCAUGAACUCAUUAUUUUUAUUUUCAAAACUUGUAUAAAACAUAUUGAGUUACUGGGAGAAAAAUAUCCAAUUUGUAUUUCAUAUUCAAGCCUUAUCUAAAUACAUAGUUGACAACUUUUUGGAUUUAAUUCUACAUGCAAGGAAAUCGUGAUUUCUACAAAGUCAGUAGGAAAAAAAAAUCCACCUUCUUUUCAAAAUACUUCAAAUUUUCUUUUUGAGGGGGGAGAGUGCAAGUGAGGGAGGGGCAGAGAGGGGAACAGAGCAUCCGAAGCAGGCAAUGCACUUACACACUGACAGCGGCAAGCCUGAUGUGAGGCUCCAACUCACAAACCACAACAUCAUGACCUGACCUGAAAUCAGAUGAUCAACAGACUGAGCCUCCCAGGUGCCCCCAAAAUGGUUUAAAUUAUUAAAUUAUAAUUUGAUUAGGGGCACCUGGGUGGCUCAGUUGGUUAAGUGGCCAGCUCUUGAUUUCAGCUCAGGUCACGAUCUCACGGUUCGUGAGUUUGAGCCCCACUUGGGGCUCUGUGCUGACAGUGUAGAGCCUGCUUGGGAUUCUCUCUCACCCCAUCUCUCUCUGCCCCUCCCACAUGCUCUUGGCUCUCUUUCUCUCUCAAAAUAAAUAAAUAAACUUAAAGACUUUUUUUUUUUUUAAUUGUAAUUUUAUGGGCACUUGGGUGGCUCAGUCGGUUGAGCAUCCGACUUCAGCUCAGGUCAUGAUCUUGUGGUUUGUGAGUUUGAGCCCCGCAUCAGGCUCUGUGCUGACAGCUCAGAGCCUGGAGCCUGCUUCGGAUUCUGUGUCUCCCUCUCUCUCUGCCCCUCCCGCACUCAU